GGGACACACACGACUCACACGCACACCGCACGCGCUACAGCAGCACAGAGCCUCAGCAGCUCCAGCAUCAGCCUCAACCGCGGCUCUAAGAAGCACCGCGCCGGGCUCCCUGUCCCAUUCUCACACACGCACACACGCGCGCGCGCGCGCACACACACACACACACAGAUAACACAACAGUGGAGCUACGCUGGCGCGCAGCCUCUGCAAGGAGAUCCCUUUCCUCUCCGUGCGAAUCGUUUCGUCUUCCUCUGUCGGCAUCUGAGAGCGAGCAGCAUCAGCAUCAUCAGCAUCAGCACCGCCGCCUCGAAGCCAGACCAUCCACACACACAUUUCCACACACACGCGUGCGCGGAUAGAGGAGCCUCACGUUUGGAGAGCAGGAGCACCGCAAAGUCCUGAUUUUGGAUGAUUUGUCAGCCUACAGCUUUUGCAGGGAGAACCGGACUAAAGGAAUGGCUUUGCGUCGGAAAGACUCUGUGCUCUGCGUUGCGGGUUUGCUGAGACACUAAAGUAGAGCCCCUACAAGCCAUGGAGGAGAUGGACAGUAAACCUUACCAACCAUUGUCUAAGGGGCGCCAUGAGAUGGAGAUGUCCUACACCAGCUCGUCGGACGAGAGCGAGGACGGCCGCGCUCAUCACCGCUCCUACACCUCACGAGAAACCCUCCCCGACUACACGCACGAGCUUCGGCUCACACUCGGCUCGCACCGGGAACGACAGAGCAACUACAGCCAACCCCAGCCAGAUUUAGACUUCUGUAAAACGGGGCAAUUAAGGAGCCCAGACUUCCACAUCCAUCAGCAGCAACAGCAGCAGCAGCAAGAGCAGGAGGAAGAGGCGCUGUGCACCGGACCGGCUGCCCACGUCCACAGUCACGGCUACUCCCUAGGUGUCGGUUCUGAUGUGGACACUGAGCCGGAGGUGGACCCCUCUCCCACUCACGGCCUGCAGCACAUGUGGAUGCGUGGCCUGAAGUCCGAGCAGAGCUCGUGUCUCACAAGCCGUGCCAACUCGGCCCUCUCCCUGACCGACACCGAACAUGACAGGAAGUCCGAGCCCGAUAACGAGCUGCCCAGCAGUCCAGGUGGACAGUUCACGUUUCGUCCACUGCCCCCGCCUCCGCCCCCACCCCAUGCUUGCACUUGCGCCCGCCCGGCACCCUACGCUCAGGUCAGCCUGCAGAGGAAGACUAUGCCAACGCGGUGCCACACCAGUCAGGGCGGCCAGGAGGCAGAGAACAGCUCGAACACGGACCAGGCCCAGCUUCACAACAGCUGGGUGCUGAACAGCAACAUCCCUCUAGAGACCAGACACUUCCUGUUCAAACAGGGUUCUGGUUCUUCAGCGCUGCUGUCAGGGGCAGGGCAGGGGUACCCGCUGACUUCUGGGACGGUCUACUCCCCACCACCGCGACCCCUCCCUCGCAGCAGCGUGACCAGGCCACUGUUUACCUUCAACAAGCCCCACCGCUGCUGUAACUGGAAGUGCACGGCCCUGUCCGCAUCCCUGCUCACUCUCACGCUGGCCCUGCUGCUCACAUACGUCAUUGCUGUCCACCUGUUAGGUCUCACCUGGCAUCUGCGGCACGGAGAGAGCCAGCUGUACGAGAACGGACUGAGCUCAGCGGACCAUCAACAGGAGGACCACAGCAAAAUCCGACCUACCGGCUCCAUCCACCUGCUGGACACACUCAACCCUGACAACACCUUUGCUGGUGACAGAGAGAAGUGGGUGCGAGGCCGCGCCAUCGACCGAGGCGAGAUCGACGUCAGCACACAGCAGAGCCAGGCCAUCCCGCCGGGACUUUUCUGGAGGUUUCAUAUGACUGUGCUCCAUCCGACCUACAUCAAGUUCAAUCUCUCACUUUCACACAACGCUCUGCUGGGGGUCUACGGACGCAGGAACAUCCCGCCUACGCACACUCAGUUUGACUUUGUGAAGCUGCUGGACGGGAAGGCCCUGCCCAGGUCCUUGACGGACCCGGUCUCAAACACCAAAUCCCCCAAAGGCCUCCUGCUGAGCGGCCUGCAAGAAACCGGCUUCAUCGAGUACAUGGACCCCGGCACGUGGCACCUGGCGCUCUACAACGAUGGACGCAACCUGGAGCAGGUGCUGAUCCACAGCACUACCAUAGACUCGAUGGAUGGCUGCUCCACUGACUGUAACGGAAACGGAGAGUGCGUUGCUGGACACUGCCACUGCUUUGCUGGGUUCCUGGGUCCUGAUUGUGCCAAAGAUUCGUGCCCGGUGCUGUGCAGCGGGAACGGUGUGUAUGAGAAAGGGAGGUGUGUGUGCCUGGCAGGGUGGAAGGGGACAGAGUGUAACGUGGAAGAAGGGCAGUGCAUUGAUCCCACCUGUUCCAACCACGGCACCUGCAUACAGGGCAUCUGCAUCUGUGGCCCGGGCUACAAGGGGGUCAACUGUGAACAAGUGGACUGUGUGGACCCCCAGUGCAGCGGGCAUGGCGUGUGCGUGCGCGGGGAGUGCGUGUGCUCGGCAGGGUGGGCCGGCGUGAGCUGUGACGACCCUCUGCCAGCCUGUCAGGAGCAGUGCUCAGGACAUGGCACCUAUCUCCCAGAGUCAGACUCUUGUGUCUGCCAACCCAACUGGACGGGACCGGACUGCUACACGGAGCUGUGCCCGGUGCCAUGUGGCAGCCAUGGCGUUUGCUCAGAGGGCCAGUGCCAGUGUGAGGAGGGUUGGAUCGGCGCCGCGUGCGACCAGAGAGCGUGCCAUCCUCGUUGUGAAGAGCAUGGCCAGUGUCACGACGGGACCUGCAUCUGCCAGCCCGGCUGGGAGGGGGAACACUGUAACAUCGUUACUCAUGAUCUGGACGUUGUGGUGAAAGACGGCUGCCCGGGGUUGUGCAGCGGGCACGGGCGCUGUACCCUGGAGCAGAGUGGCUGGCGCUGCAUCUGCCAAGCUGGAUGGAGUGGGCCUGGAUGCAGCGUUGUCAUGGAAACUGACUGCAGUGAUGGAACUGACAAUGAUGGAGACGGACUGGUGGACUGUGUCGAUCCAGACUGCUGUGAGCAGCUAAGCUGUGGUUCCGACCCGCUGUGCCACGGCUCGGCCGACCCACUGGCCCUGUUGCAGCAGGGGCCCCAGUCCCCCACCGCGCCGCCUGCAUCCAGCAGCACACACACCCACAACUUCUACCGCCGCAUUCGCUUUCUCCUUGGCAAGGCCGCCACACACACUUUCCCUGGAGACGUGCCCUUUGAUACCAGUCGGGUGGCUGUGAUUCGAGGUAGCGUCGUGCUGCAGGAUGGCUCUCCUCUGGUUGGAGUCAACAUCACCUUCCCGCAGCAUCCUGAGUACGGAAACACAAUCAGCCGGCAGGACGGAAGUUUUGACUUGGUGACCUUUGGUGCAAUGUCCGUGACCCUCAUGUUCCAGCGUCUUCCCUUCCUCUCACAAACGCGCACCAUAUGGACGCCAAAUAACAACUUCGUGGUUCUGGAUCAGGUGACCAUGUCCAGAGAGGAAACCCAGUCUCCUAAAUGUGACGUCAAGAGCGUUCUGAGUCCCUAUCCGUUGGUCCUGCCGUACCCUCUGCCUAGAUACACCGGAACGUGUGCAGACAAGGGACCAGCGGUUCCGGAGCUUCAGGCGGUUCAGGAAGAAGUUCCAAUCCCAGGAGCCUUUGUAACGCUGAACUACCUGAGCACCCGCGCCGCAGGCUACUCCUCUCUGCUCCGAAUCCUCCUCACGCCUCCCUCCUCGUCCUCCCCCGUUUCCCCGCUGGGUGGGCUGUCCAAGGUGCACGUGCGGGCAUCUGUCCAAGGGAGGCUGUACCAGCGCUGGUAUCCUGCUGGGCCCGGUCUGGUCCACAAGCUGGUCUGGAACAAAACUGAUGUUUAUGGCCAGGAGGUCUGGGGCCUCACUCAUGCAACCGUGUCUGUGGGUUAUGAGUAUGAGUCGUGUCCUGGUGCCAUCCAAUGGGAAAGGAGGACAGCUCUGAUGCAGGGAUUUGAACUGGUGCCCUCCAGCCUGGGAGGAUGGUCUCUGGACAAACACCAUGCCCUCAACAUACGCAGCGGAAUCCUUCACAAAGGAAAUGGAGAAAACAUCUUCCUGUCCCAGCAGCCUGCUGUCAUCAGCACUGUUAUGGGGAAUGGUUUCUACCGCAGUGUCCCCUGCGGUCCAAGCUGCAGCGGCGCAGCCAGAGACAUGAUGCUGUUUGCCCCUGUAGCACUGGCCAGCGGCCCCGAUGGAUCUCUCUACGUUGGAGAUUUUAACUUCGUCCGCAGGUCCCACCCCGAUGGAUACACCAGGACCAUCCUGGAGCUCAAGAACCGGGACACCAGACACAGCACCAGCCCAGCCCAUAAGUACUAUCUGGCCAUGGAUCCAGUGGGUGAGGUCCUCUACGUGUCCGACACUAGCAGUCGAAGAGUUUACCGUGUCAGGAAUCUCGUCCAGCCAAAGGAUCCGGCGCGCAACCUCGAGGUGGUGGCCGGGACAGGGGAGCAGUGUUUACCCUUUGACCAGAGCCACUGUGGAGAGGGCAGGAAGGCCACUGAAGCUGCACUCAGCAACCCUCGAGGUAUUGCAGUGGAUAAGAGAGGUGUUGUCUACUUUGUUGAUGGCACCACCAUUCAGAAGAUUAAUGAGAGAGGUUUGCUCUCCACUGUGAUUGGCUCAAACGGACUGAUGUCGACGCAGCCGCUAAGCUGCGAUGCGCGAAUGGAUAUCAGCCAGGUACGGCUGGAGUGGCCAACAGACCUCGCAAUUAACCCACUGGACAACUCGCUCUUCAUCCUGGACAACAACAUCGUCUUACAGGUGUCAGAAAGUCUCCAGGUGCGCAUAGUGGCAGGGCGUCCCAUCCACUGCCAGGUCCCGGGUAUCGACCACCACCUGGUGAGCCGAGCAGCCGUGCGCGCUACCCUGGAGGCUGCCAAGGCCAUCGCCCUGUCUCACCUGGGAACGCUGUUCAUCGCCGAGACGGACGAGAGGCGAAUCAACCGCAUCCAGCAGGUGUCGACCAAUGGGGAGAUAUCGAUCAUCUCCGGAGCCCCAACGGACUGCGACUGUAAGAUAGACCCCAACUGUGACUGUUUCUCUGGAGACGGAGGCUAUGCUCGCGACGCUCGUCUCAAAGCCCCCUCCGCGCUGGCCGUGGCCCCCAACGGCACCCUGUACAUAGCUGAUCUGGGCAACAUUAGGAUCAGAGCCGUCAGUCCCAACCAGCCUCAGCCUAGCCAAGCCGGGCUGGUGGAGAUCAGCUCGCCGCAGGACCAGGAGCUCUAUCUCUUCAGCCAGAAUGGCUCCCACAUGAGCACCAAGCACCUCAUCACCGGUCACUACCUGUAUAACUUCUCCUACGGAGUGGACGGCCAGCUCUCCGGGGUCACGUGUCGCGACGGCCGCGGCCUCCAGGUGAGGAGGGACGCUCACGGCGUGCCCCUCUGGCUAGCGCUACCUGGAGGACAGGUGUACUGGCUGUCCCUGAGCAACAGCGGCAUGCUGAGGAAGGUGUCAGCUCAAGGCCAUGACAUUGGCCACAUCACUUACCACGGCAACACUGGUCUCCUAGCGACCAAAAGUGACGAGAACAGCUGGACCACUGUUUAUGAGUAUAACAGCGAGGGCAGAGUCACCAACAUCACCUUACCCACGGGUGAGGUGAGCGGUUUCCAAGGCAACCUUGAGCGGUGGUCUCGCGUUGAGGUAGAGGCGUCCAACCGUGAAAACUUUGUCACCAGCACCAACUUGUCUGCAAGCGACACCAUCUACACAUUCAAGCAAGAACACGCACAGAACUCGUACAGAGUCAGCUCUGAUGGAUCCUUCCUCGUGACGCUGGCGAGUGGGAUGGAGCUGCUGCUGAGCACUGAGCCCCUCCUCCCGGGAGGUGCCGGGGGCGGAGUCAGCCCGACGGCGAGCCGCUGUAACAUCAGCCUGCCAGGAGACCACGGCCCCAGCCUGAUCGAGUGGAGGCAGAGGAAGGAGCAGAGCAAGACCAACUACAGCACCUACGAACGCAGGCUCAGGGCACACAACAGGAACCUUCUCUCCAUAGACUUCGAUCAGAACACCCGAGUGGGGAAGAUCUACGACGACCACAGGAAGUUCACCCUCCACAUCCAGUACGACUCGCUGGGCCGGCCGGUGGUUUGGUCCCCCAGCAGCAAAUACACCGAAGUGAACAUCAGCUACUCCGCUGGGGGGCUUCUGUCGGCCAUCCACCGAGGAGACUGGUCCGAGCAGCUGGAGUAUGAAAACGACAGGGUGGUGUCCAGAGCCUGGGUCAAUGGCAAGAUCUGGAGCUACACCUACGCCGACCGAUCCAUCAUCCUGCUCCUGCACAGCCAGCGGCACUACGUCUUCGACUACGACCAAACCGACCGGCUGGUCGCCGUGACGAUGCCCAGCAUGGUGAAGCACACCCUGCAGUCGCUGCUGUCGAUCGGCUACUACAGGAACAUCUACACCCCUCCGGACAGCCAGGCCCUGUUUGUGCAGGACUACACGCUGGACGGGCGGCUCACCCGGACCCAGUACUUGGGGACAGGGCGCAGCGUCAUCUACAGGUACACACCGGCAGCGAAGCUCUCGGAGGUGGUUUACGACUCCACCCUUGUGACCUUCACUUACGACGAAGCCUCUGGCACUGUCAAGACCAUUCAUCUCACCCAUAACGGCUUCAUAAGCUCCAUACGCUACAGACAGACAGGCCCCCUGACAAGCCGGCAGAUCUUCCGCUUCAGCGAAGAAGGCUUGGUCAACGCCAGGUUUGACUACAGCUACAACAGCUUCAGAGUCACCAGCAUGCAGGCCGUCAUCAACGAAACCCCUCUGCCCAUCGAUCUGUACCGUUACGUUGAUGUGUCUGGUCGGGUCGAGCAGUUUGGCAAGUUCAGUGUCAUCUUCUAUGACCUCAACCAGGUGAUUACCACCCAUCUGAUGAAGCAUACUAAGGUAUUCAACUCCUACGGUCAGGUGGUAGAGGUCCAAUAUGAGAUCCUGAAAUCCAUCGCGUACUGGAUGACCAUUCAGUAUGACUCGGCAGGGCGAACAACCACCUGUGAUAUUAGGGUCGGUGUGGACAGCAACGUGACACGCCACACUUAUGAGUAUGAUGCAGACAGCCAACUGCAGAGUGCCUCAGUCAACGAGCGUCCUCAGUGGCGCUACAGUUAUGACCUAAAUGGUAACAUCAACCUGCUCAGCCUCGGGACCAGCACCAGGUUGACACCUUUGCGCUAUGACCAGCGAGAUCGCAUCACACACCUCGGCGAGCUUCAAUACAACGUGGAUGACGAUGGCUUUCUCCGUCAGCGAGCAAAUGACUUGUUUGAUUACAACUCUAAUGGCUUGUUGACCCGCGUCUUCGACCGAGUGAUGGAGCGCUCGGUUUGGUACCGCUACGAUGGGCUGGGUAGACGCGUCGCCACCAAGAACAGCCAGGGCGAACAGCUGCAGUUCUUCUACGCUGAUCUAUCAAACCCCACCAGGGUCAGUCACUUGUACAACCACAGCAGCAAUCUGAUCACGUCGCUGUACUACGACCUUCAGGGCCAUCUCAUUGCCAUGGAACUGAGCAGCGGGGAGGAGUAUUAUGUCGCCUGUGACAGCGUGGGAAGCCCGAGGGCGGUGUUCUCUAGCAAGGGUCGAUUAAUCAAAGAGAUCCUCUACAGCCCGUACGGAGAGGUGUAUCAGGACACAAAUCCUGAUUUCCAGCUUGUCAUCGGCUUCCAUGGAGGCUUAUACGAUCCCUUCACACAACUCGUCCACCUCGGCAGGCGGGAUUACGACACACUCGCCGGCCGAUGGACUUCGCCAAACCAUGAGUUGUGGGGAGAGCUGAGCAAAGAACCGAAGCCGUUCAACCUGUAUGCUUUCAAGAAUAACUGCCCGGUUGGUAGAGUGGAAGAGGUGACACAGUUCACCACAGACAUCGGGAGCUGGCUGCAGCUGUUUGGCUUCCAGCUUCAUAAUGUUGUCCCUGGUUUCCCAAAGCCGGACGUGGGCAGGAUGGAGCAAACAUACGAGCUGAUGAAGACCCAGACAAAGACACAGAACUGGGACUCCAGCAAGAUGGUUCUGGGGAUCCAGUGUGAACUGCGGAGGCAGCUGAGGAGCUUCAUCUCUCUGGAGCGCUUACCUCUGGUCUCGGAGCCCGUGGGCUCGGCGUGCCACCGGCCCUCACGUCCUCCUCCCUUCGGCUCCAGACCCUCCAUCCUCGGCCCCAGCAUCCGAUUUGCUGUCUCUCACGGUCGAGUGAGCGCGGAGGUCAUCGGAGUCGCCAGCGAGGACAGCCGCCGAGUGGCAGCCAUUUUGAACGGUGCCGUCCACCUGAGCGGGCUGAGCUUCACCAUGCACGGCUGCGACACGCACCACUUCCUCCAGUCCCGUCCUAUAGAGGAAGACCUCGCCCUGGGGUUGGGAGUCGGGGGACGUGUCCUGGAGAGCGGGGUGAACGUGAGCGUGUCACAGAUGAGCGCCACGCUCAACGGCAGGACUCGACGCUUCGCCGACAUCACUCUCCAGCAGGGGGCGCUGUGCCUGUGCGUGCGCUACGGCGGUACAGAGGAGGAGGAGAGGGCGCGGGUGAUGGAGGAGGCGAGGAAGAGGGCGGUGGAUGAAGCCUGGGAGAAGGAGAGGAAGAGGUUGGAUUUGGGGGAUGCUGGGAGCCGGGCGUGGAGCGAGGCGGAGAAGCAGCAGCUGCUGAGCGAAGGACGCGUUCAGGGUUACGACGGCUACUACUCCCUGCCCGUAGAGCAGCAACCGGAGCUGUCCGACUGCCCCGCCAACAUCCACUUUAUGACACUAAGCGAGGUGGGGGGCAGGUAACAGAGACACAGAGACAGCCCCCCCACCAUCCCACCAAAGACGGCCUGUUUCUACUCUACUCUGAUUUGUUCUACUGUUUCUAUACUUUACUGAAAAAAAGAAGAUGGAGAACAGAAAUAGAAUCUGGGGGGUAAAAAAAAACUUCCAAAUGCCUUUAAUUGUGACAAAAUGAUGGUAUUUUAUUAUUAUCGUCCAUUUCCUCCGAUUUCUAAACCGUGGCACAAGCAGUGUGGUUUGGCUGUGGCUUCGCUUUUUCUAUCCCGUCUGGCGGACUGACCAACUGACAAUCGCCGUGUCGACACUCCUCGUCACUUUGGGACCCUGUUCACCAACGAUCGCCGAGCUGGAGAUGAAGGCAGUGAAUAAUCCUCUCCGUCACAAGCUCUCCGGUUGCCAUUUGAGUUCCCAUCUGGUUUACCUCGGAUAUACUAUCGUUUACAUGUUGUGAAAGAGAGGCCUUGAUGACUCUGACACUCCCCUUUAGAGAAGAAACCUGCUGUGGUUUCCGCCUCUGGUGUGCUUCAACUGUAGUUUGUAUGAGUGUGUGUUCUGAAAUCAAGAAUGUACAUAGCCAGUGCUUUCACAGCGAGGAAAACAAGUGCUCAACUGGACGCUCUGUUGUUCAUAAGUGUCAGUAUUGUUAAUCAAUAGAAGAGCAGUUACAUUUUGCAAAGAUUAUACAUGGCUAUAGUAAUUAUUCUCGCUAAAGAAGCUCACUUUAUUGGGUUACAAAGCUGAUUAAAGUUAUUCUGUGUGAAUUA
Molecule: messenger RNA, 9566 nt
Organism: Nothobranchius furzeri (turquoise killifish)
Lineage: Eukaryota; Metazoa; Chordata; Actinopteri; Cyprinodontiformes; Nothobranchiidae
Gene: tenm1
Product: teneurin transmembrane protein 1
Biological process (GO): signal transduction; neuron development; heterophilic cell-cell adhesion
Cellular component (GO): neuron projection; membrane
Molecular function (GO): protein heterodimerization activity; protein homodimerization activity; cell adhesion molecule binding
Source: RefSeq, a predicted model, not a curated record